This is a messenger RNA of Folsomia candida, 1531 nucleotides long. RefSeq lists its product as uncharacterized. The transcript has 5 exons. NCBI's taxonomy places the organism in Eukaryota, Metazoa, Arthropoda, Collembola, Entomobryomorpha, Isotomidae. The record is from RefSeq and is a predicted model, not a curated record. Bases 124 to 1332 code for a protein of 402 amino acids.
CGACUCAGCUCCAGGCUCAAACACGAAAACAUGUGUUUUCUCACAUGCCGACUUUCUCCUGAUCUUUACUCUUUAAAUUAAAUCGUUAUUUUUAUAUAUUUAUUUAAAUAUCUGCCAAUUAAAAUGGCCCCCCGACACCGGAAGCUUGACCGAAAAGAGAUUGACCACGAUGGUAACGUAAAAUCAGAAAAUAUUAAUAAUACAACGAAGAGGAAAGAAUCAAAAAUUAGGGAAAAAUCACAAAAGAGAACACCAUUUAAACCAAUUGUAACCGCAGUGGUGAUAAUAUUUGGAAUUGUGGCGUUAUUCGCAAUCGCACUAAAAUCGCAUAAAUACUAUGAAGACAACUACCUUCAGAAACCUUUAAGUGUCAAAAUACGAGAAUUUAGUGAAAUGUUGAUAAAUCUGGCGGACAUUGCGGAAACGAUGAACAGUCAAGGCGAACCUGACCCGAUGGAUGUAAUCCUCACGAAAAGACUUGGUCCAAUUCAAAACCGUGUGUCCAGUCUAAGAACGCAGAUCAGACAGCAUGAAGAACUCCUGGGAAAAAUUAAGGUCCCUGGCGGACCUACGAAUUUUAUUGACACGACGUUACGAGAACUUAACAGCUUUUUGGAUAUUUCGUUUCCUCAGUUGGAUGACGAGGUUGACGUUAUCCUCCAAAACAUGCUCAUGAGGACCGGUACCCCGCAGAAGUUGGCACUGAUGCAGAAAAUUGGGAACACGCAACAAAAGUGGCUCCGUCUCGUGGAGUGGACUCGAACCGAGGUUCUCGAAAAGGAGGGAAUCUCCUUCUUUCCGGGCGAAGCCUUCCUCCCCGUCGCGGAAGGAAUGGAUGCCAACACCUUCGUCAAUUCGUUCACGUUACGAGAUGGUGAACUUGGCGAAUCCAUCGAACAUGGGAGACGGAUUGCGGACAAACUUGCCAAAUUAGGGGAACUGUUUGAGCAAAGGGAAAAAAUUAGGGAACUGAUCAAAGAACAUUUGGUCGAAAACGGGCAUCGAGUCCAGGCUGCCAGGAUGGAGGUCGAUUUUCCCGGAGUCCUUGAAGAACUGUACGAUUCCCCGGAAGAACACGGAUUUGAAGAUCCCUACGUUCUGUUGGCCCUUAAUGAAAAAAUCGACGAGGCCCUUGGCGAGGAAAUUGAUGAGAAUUAUUUACACUAUGAAAUGACCCUUAUGGUGACAAACCAACUCAUGAUCAGAUCCGGUACGGUGGAACAUUCAGCGUAUGAACAGAUGGCGAACAAUUUGCCCUAUUUAAAACUGAAGAACUCAAUUGUGAACGAUAUUGUGAGACUGAUUGAUAGGGUGGAGAGAUUAAAGACGUGAUUAUCUAUUUACUACCCAUUAAUAGAAACCAUUGUUCAUUCAAAUUAAUACAAAGUAAAAAAAAUUAAAGGUUAUUUGGCCGAUGAUUUUUUCCUUAUGUUAUUAUUAAAAUAAUUUAUUUUCAAACUUAAACCUGAUUUUCACUUCAAAAGUAGAAUAAAUAUGCAAAAUCAAAUCGUUUUCAAUAGCAAUCAGUAAA